Pisolithus orientalis is the source of this 3087-nucleotide messenger RNA. RefSeq lists its product as uncharacterized. Lineage: Eukaryota; Fungi; Basidiomycota; Agaricomycetes; Boletales; Pisolithaceae. The transcript is spliced from 11 exons. Bases 1 to 3087 code for a protein of 1028 amino acids. The record is from RefSeq and is a predicted model, not a curated record.
AUGGCCCUCACCCAUGCUGGUAUAGUCCAUCAACCUCGGGGGCAAUCCACUUUGGCAUAUCUUCCAGUCGAGGAGGUUAUCAUCAAGGCAUGGGUCGUCGACGUUCUAACUCAAGUUUUCAAGAACGAAUCAGAGAGCCCUACCGCUAGGGCGAAGUACGUCUUCCCGCUGCUGGAACGAUCGGCUGUCUGUGCCUUUGAGCUUCAACAUGCCGACGGGCGCCUGAUUGUUGGCUCCGUGAAAGAAAGUGAAAUGCAGAACAAGCGUUUGAAACAGCAGUCGCAUCGAGAAGAACCGCUGCACUGGUGGAACGCGAAACAAGUUACCACCCAAAUCACGUUUAUCAUGGACCUGCUUGACGAAGGUCUCCGGGAUCACGUGCGCCUCCAACUUCCCUUGACCAUCUUUAAUCAAUAUGGCCCUCUGCCAGCAGCGAUGGUUGGUGCUGCUUCAGCAUCAAACACCACCCGCAUCGACGUCAACGUCUAUGUUCAAAUGAGUGAUACCAUCCAUGCCAUACGCAGCGUAAACCAUCCUAUCAAAGUGCCACAGCACAACACACACAAUGAGCGCAAGUCCCAGCGGAUGUCUGCGUCUUGGGCGUCACAGGCCCUCGUACCAGGAGAUUUUGUCCUUACCAUAUACACCGACGGGCUCGACAAACCGAGAUGCUUUGCAGAGCUCACCCUCGUUCCUUCCCUCAACGCGCUACGUAGUUCAUCACAAGAAUACAUAUUCGUCAUCGACAUAUCAUACAGUAUGGCUGGCCUGCGACUCGAAACCGCAAAGCAUACAAUGUCAAUGCUCCUACGUUUCAUGCCAAGCACUCAAACUAUUUUCAAUAUCUUAUGCUUCUCUUCUAACGUGCGGUCGCUCUGCGGCUGGACCACAUCUCGUGACUUCGGCCAAGAUUCCCUUCGUGGCGCCGCGCUCACGGUUGACGUCGGUGGUACAGAGAUUACCAACGCGUUGGAAGCUGCAGUAAGCAGUCGACGGCACGAUCGACCGACCGCAAUUUUCCUUUUGACGGAUAGCGAGGUAUACGCGGGACAUUGGUGGCCUUAUGGGGGUGUUGUAGCCGAUGCUGUCGAGAAUGCUGGCCCAGACGCCCCCCUACGUGUAUUUGUACUCGGCAUUGGGUCCCUGUCGUCUGAAGUAUGCGAAGGAAUCGCCCGUGCUAGGAAUGGAGAGUGCCUAUUGGCAGCUACACAUGAAAGCAUCCUCGGAAAGUGUGCCCGCCUAUUUAACGCAGCACGGACAAGGAAAAUUGAGAAUAUCAAAGUGGAUUGGGGUGUUCAGCCUACAUCCAGAGCCGCCCAGCCGAAAAAGUCACAGCUCGUUAACUCCGUGGGGAUGCUUGUGCUGGAACCCCCACCAACUCUGCAGCAGGUUCCACAUGCUCUGGUCAAGGUUUCGGCCGGGAUUCGCUUUACUGUCUUUUCGAUCAUUUCUUCUAGGCGAAUACCAUCCUCGAUCAAGCUCUUCACUAAGUUCCAGGGGGUAGAAGAACCUAUGGAAUGGAUCGUUCCAGUUACGGACGUCAAACCCUUCAAAGACCCGAAAUGCAAGAUCCCCCUCAUACAUACCCUCGCGACACGCAAAUUAAUCACAGAACUCUGGGAGCGUAGAGCACCACUACCAGCCCUGGUUAAUACUGCUGUGGCACCUGAUGACGGAAUCAGGAGGGCAGCGAUUGUGAGGCUCGGGUUAGGGUACCAGCUUAUAAGUCAGUACACAUCUUUUGUGGCAGUGGAUGUCGAGGACCAAGAGUCUGGGCGCAUUAGUGGUCAAACCAGACGGGACACAGGAAGGACCAAAACGACGCGGCAACUACACUCGUCAUUACCACCACAAGUUGAUGGGAACCAAGAUGCUGAUCAAGAUGAGGAUGAUGGCAUAUUAGGCACUCUCCUCAACGAUCUUACUUCGGCGUUCUCAUUCGUUUCCGGUGUGCUCGGUGCUCCCGUAUCUGAUCCAAGGUCGACCUCGGAUGGCGAGCCCGAGAAUAUUCCUGGGGCAUAUGUGGAUUCCGAAUCUGGUCCGGACGAUAGACGUCCGCGCGGUCGCUGCCCUAGAAGCGUGGGACAAAGUAUCCCUCGUCGUGAUAGCACAGGCUUGUUCUCGUCACUAAGUUCGCUUAGAACAUCGUGCACUUCCUGCUGGACGUUAUCUCAGUCACCGAGUCCUGAUGAUCCAAUCGCCCGUGCCCCUUCUCCCAAGUUCGUCUGCGCGACUGGGGUCCCAUGUAUACCAUAUGCAGCUACCCCGCAGGCCUCGCUUCCCCCAAUCGGCUGUGGCCCCAGCGGCAUGGACGAACACUGGAGCAGUGACCCAUAUAUACCACAUGCAGCUACCCCGCAGGCCUCGUUUCCCCUUGGCUGUCUCCCUCCCAGUGGCAUGACCGAACACUGGGGCAGGACGAACACUGGAGCAGGGGCCCAGGCCUCGUCUUCUCCGGUCGACCCCAGUGGCGUGAACGAACACAGGAGCAGGGACCCAUGUAUACUACGCGAGGCUACCCCGCAGGCCUCAUUUUCGUCGGACGCGUCAUCUGCAGGCCCGCCGACCGUUUCAGCGGAAGCAUAUCAAGUUUCCCAACUUAUCGAUUUUGAUGGCUGGUUCUAUCCUAGUGCUGAAUUGGCUCGGAUUGUGGGAUCUGAAAUACUACAGAAGGGGGAUGAGCUCAGGGUUGAUGGGAGGUUACGCAAGCAAGGGAACGGGGCAACUUGCAGGGGGAUUUUGAGGACAUGGUUAGACAUGUGUCAAAGUUGCUUGAGGAGGAACAAGGAAUUGAUCAGUGAAGCUGUUUGGAGCUCCUACACGCUGACCAUCCUUCCCACUGUGGGGGGUACCUCGCCCGACUAUAACCAAGUGUUCAGUGCGAUGCAACAACAGCGAUAUUCUCGGCGAAGCACGAUACACACGUUUCUCCACGAUAAUUGGCAUAACGAACAUUUGGAGCCUGUACAUUCUACCCAUGACCCGUUAGGUCAUGAGAGCAAUUUCAUAUUCAAAUACCACCGAGGAAUCAAUGCUAAGACUCAGAAUCACCUAUAUGACGAAUUUAUGAUUUACUUAGCAAAGUAA